UAAAAGUGUACGUAGGGCAACGGCGCACUGCGCUGCUACGUUCCCCUCCCUUUAGAAGUUCUUGGAGUCUGAAGGAAGUCCUAUCAAAUCUGGACGUGGAAGUGGAGCAGGUGGUAAGCACCAUGUCCUUCAGUCACCAGGAUAUCGUAGCUGCUCUGAGCAACCGUGUCCGCAUGACCAAAGUGACUAAGGAGAGUAUGGCUGACAGCAUGAGGGCCAUCAAAUCCAGUCCUGGCUACGAGAUCACAUUCAGUCUGCUCAACCCAGACCCAAAGUCGCACAGUCUUCACUGGGAUAUCGAGGGUGCCGUUCAAAACUACAUUCAGCCUUUAUUGAACAAACUUGCUCCUAUAGCCAACUUUUCAGUGGACUCUCAGGUACCUUAGAACAAUUACAUUGUAGUUUGUGUGAACUCUAACAAAUGUGACUUCUCACAGGGCUGAUGGAAUAUUCUGUACCCUGCAACGGUUACAAAUGUGUCAACCUGUAGAGAAUUUGCUGUACUGUUUAUGCAACAACAGAUAAAUUUGCACAACUAUUAGAGCUGCUUUUUUUUAUUCAUGAGAGAAAUUAAG
Molecule: messenger RNA, 575 nt
Organism: Sinocyclocheilus rhinocerous
Lineage: Eukaryota; Metazoa; Chordata; Actinopteri; Cypriniformes; Cyprinidae
Product: GPI transamidase component PIG-S-like
Exons: 2
Coding region: 123-386 (87 amino acids)
Biological process (GO): attachment of GPI anchor to protein
Cellular component (GO): GPI-anchor transamidase complex
Source: RefSeq, a predicted model, not a curated record